Torulaspora globosa is the source of this 591-nucleotide messenger RNA. It is a transcript of the gene SPC2, whose product is annotated as signal peptidase complex subunit SPC2. The transcript has a single exon. The record is from RefSeq and is a predicted model, not a curated record. Gene Ontology annotation, cellular component: membrane; signal peptidase complex. Gene Ontology annotation, biological process: protein targeting to ER. NCBI's taxonomy places the organism in Eukaryota, Fungi, Ascomycota, Saccharomycetes, Saccharomycetales, Saccharomycetaceae. The coding region runs from base 1 to 591 and encodes 196 amino acids.
AUGGUUGGGUACUUUGCACAACUCAGGUUGAAGAGUCGCAGAGUGUCAAUUGAGUGUCAAUUGAGUGGGUUUGGCAGCAUGAGCAAAGCUAUCAACGUGUAUUCUAUCCCGGAACUGCAGCAGACUCUCGAUGAAGCGUUGCCUGGGACGUUCGCCAGACUGCAAUACAAGCGAUCGUUUAGGCUGAUUGACACUAAGCUGGCUGUUGGGUACUCGAUUGCGGCGGUGGCAGCGGUGAGUUUUCUUCUGGACAAGAAAUUUCAGUUUAGCGAAGUUUUGGGUUAUCAGCAACUGCUGCUGGCUGCGUAUGCGGUCCUGUCGCUGGCGUUCUGGUACUUCACCAGAUACGUCGAGAAGGGAGUCACCUACGAGGGAACGAAGCCCGACGGGGAGAAGAUCACGGUUAAGACACGGUUCGCCAACAACGAGCCGGUUUAUUUAGUGCAAUUCGUCAAAGAGGGAGGAGCCGAGCUGGAGACACGGCUGGCUGCCAACAAGGUGUUCAGCGAGGCCGGAUACCUGCAGACAGACUUGCUCUUCGGUUGGCUGAAGGAGCAGCUGGAGACGCUCGGGCGCAAGAAACUGCAGUAG